Aphanomyces astaci is the source of this 1162-nucleotide messenger RNA. RefSeq lists its product as hypothetical. NCBI's taxonomy places the organism in Eukaryota, Oomycota, Saprolegniomycetes, Saprolegniales, Verrucalvaceae. The annotation marks the transcript as partial. The record is from RefSeq and is a predicted model, not a curated record. The transcript has a single exon.
AAUAAAAUGAUUAUCCGUACAAUAUGUUCGGAGCAAGCAACAAGUCGAACGUGCAUGGAAGGCGAUAGAUCAACUGCCGAUGCCAACGAGUUUCCGACACCGCGGAAUGAACCUACUGUGAAGAGAUGGCCUGCGACCAUUUAUGACUACAUGGCGAAGCGUGUCGUGGACGGCCGGAUUGCCGCCCUUGACGUCGAGCAUGGACAAUGGGUACAUUGCAACGUAUGCGACUGCCAGCUUCGUUGUGACGCUCGCAAUCUUUUCAGCAAUGAACGAUGGAACCGACAUGUUCGACGGAGUAAAAAGCACAGGCCAGUCGUGAGCCACAUCGACCAGCAGCUUAUAGUUCCCGUAAGUGUCGACGUCGCGCUGUCGCCAUCGUUCGCCCCGCCGUCCAAGAAGCGAAAGAAACUGACCCAACUCGACGUGGACUUUGAACUGCAAUCCUCGCAGCUCCCGACGCAACACCAUGUCGUGGCGACUUGCCCGGGCGCGUUGCCUGCCGAAAACUUCGAAAUCCUUCAAAUCUUUGCCCGAUUUGGUCAAAUUCCGAGCGGGGCGCAGGUGGUUCGUGGUGCGGACGCGCUAGGCUUUCAGUUGUUCAGCACGUCGUGUACAAGGCGCCUCGUGUCCCGUCGAAAGAACCAGCCAGACUGCUGCGACCCGUGCUUUGGCUUGUUUGUCGAUGCCAACCUCAAAAAGCGAAUCUUUCAAAACAUGAAAACCUACGGGCGCGUCUUGGCGGCCAUAGACAGCCCCGAGUUACCCCACGGCAGUCUCGUGGACUUGCAAAACUUUCUCAAAAUUCCCGUGCGCAAUAUGAACCACGCUGGAAAGAAGCUGCGAUUGCUGGUGGAGCAGUUCAUCGAACACCACAAACCCCCGCUGCGGCCCCAGGACGACUCGGACGGGGCGACCGACAGACACACCCAAGCAAAGGCCCAAGAAGCCGAGCUGUCGUUGCGCGUUGCCAAGGUCAAAGCGCAGCACGAACUGCUCAAGCUAGGCAUAAGUAUGGGCGAUGCAAAUGGGUUGUUGAUGCUAUAACGUUUAGGUGUAAUACGUAUUGGAGAGUCGGUAUGAAUAUCCGGACUAUUUCUCACCGACCAAACCCGGCACCAAUCCCUCCCAUUGGUCACUCCAUAAUAUACUUGCCCCAAUC